GCCUGCCCAAGAAUAGCCGUACGAGCACGGAUGGAUCAUGUGUAACUCUGAGGGGAAAAUAGAGUGAUGUGGGUGUGCGUUCACUUUGGUGGGCGUGUGUCUUAAACACAGAGAGAGAGUAGUCCCACUUUUCUCCAGCCAGCACUACUUUUACAACUUUCUGGAUAGCAUUUUGGACUAACUCAACCUUAACUUUGGGAUUGGAUUUUGGAUAAUAAUGGAGGUGAAUGGGCGACACUUGCCUCCGUCUAUACCAGAAGAUGGAGAGAUUCCAGACCACGUACUUCAAGGUGAAAUCAAUGGAUAUCAUCAUCGCUUUCAGGACAUGGGAGAGGCAGAGGUCCCGGUAUCCAAGUCUCAGAGGAGGAAAAGUGAUGUCAAAGUAUAUAAGGAGUUUUGUGAUUUUUAUGCUAAAAUGAACAUGGCCAAUGCUCUGGCCAAUGCCAUCUGUGAGCGCUGUAAGAGCGGGUUUGCUCCAGCUGAGAAGAUUGUCAAUAGCAACGGAGAGCUGUACCACGAGCAGUGCUUUGUGUGCGCCCAGUGUUUCCAGCAGUUUCCAGAGGGACUAUUCUAUGAGUUUGAAGGAAGAAAGUACUGUGAACAUGACUUCCAGAUGCUUUUUGCUCCGUGCUGUCAUCAGUGUGGUGAGUUCAUCAUCGGGCGAGUGAUCAAAGCCAUGAACAACAGCUGGCACCCAGACUGUUUCUGCUGCGACAUCUGCCAGGCUGUGCUCGCUGAUGUGGGCUUUGUCAAAAAUGCUGGCAGGCACUUGUGUCGCCCGUGUCAUAACCGAGAGAAGGCUCGAGGCCUGGGAAAAUACAUCUGUCAGAAGUGUCACGCCAUCAUCGACGAGCAGCCACUGCUUUUUAAGAAUGACCCCUACCACCCCGACCACUUCAACUGCAACAACUGCGGAAAGGAGCUGACAGCUGAUGCCCGUGAACUGAAGGGGGAGCUAUACUGUCUGCCCUGUCAUGAUAAAAUGGGCGUCCCGAUCUGUGGAGCUUGUAGGAGGCCCAUCGAGGGUCGCGUGGUCAAUGCUAUGGGCAAACAAUGGCACGUGGAGCAUUUUGUGUGUGCUAAGUGUGAGAAACCUUUCCUGGGACAUCGUCACUAUGAGCGCAAGGGACUGGCCUACUGUGAGACCCAUUACAACCAGCUGUUUGGAGAUGUUUGCUACCACUGCAACCGUGUCAUUGAAGGAGAUGUGGUGUCUGCCCUUAACAAAGCCUGGUGUGUCAACUGUUUUGCCUGCUCCACCUGCAACACCAAGCUCACCCUCAAAGAGAAGUUUGUAGAGGUGGAUUUGAAGCCGGUUUGUAAACAAUGCUACGAGCGGCUCCCAGACGACAUGAGGCGGCGUCUGGCUAAACGUGAACGUGACUCGAAAGACAAAAAGAAGAAAUUAUUGAUACCCAUGAACAAAUUUGUGGAGUUUGACAUGAAACCAGUCUGUAAGAAAUGCUAUGAGAAAUUUCCCCUGGAGCUGAAGAAAAGACUGAAGAAGCUGUCAGAAACUGUUGCACGUAAAUGAAAAACAAGAACAACCAAAGAUCUGCACCCAAAUGACAAUCAUUUGAAUAAUAUUUGAAUGCUUUGUUUUGAAAAGGUCACCAUUAUUGUCACUAUUACAAGAAUAGGAAUUAGUCAUGUUAUUAACCUGUUGUGCUUUUUGACCGUACACUUUACUCACAAGCUUGCCUUAUUUCAUUACUAUAUUAUUCAUCAUGCUGCAAAUGGUCAUUUAUUUCAUUUUUCAUAUUUCAAAAUGGACAGUCCAAUAUUAUUUUAUGGCUUAACUUGUAUGUAACUUUUCUUGGGGACGGUUCACCUGGUAGUCUCCAUGCUUUUGAUUUUUGAGAAAUAAAUAAUUAUAAUCAUCCUGUAACAUUCCAGGCAGCGAAAUAACAUCUCUAUGGAGACAAGCAGGUAGUGGAUCCCUCACCAGAAAGGUUACAUAGUGCACCUUUGAGUAUUUAUGCCAGUGGUGUGUGUAUAUAUUCUGUUAUCUUUGCCUUAUGACACCAGCUUGUAUUACAUUUAUCUAUUAUUUGUGCACAUUUUUCAUAGUAUCAUGCAUGGUUACUGUUGUUAAAUGCUAACAUAUUUUCAUUAUCCAGCCAAAUGUUAAUGUAAUGAACUCACAUGAUGUAUAUAAAACCAUCAAAGUAUUUAUGCAAAAAUAAUAAUGACAGACUUCCUUUUUGAAUAAAGUUAUUGUUUUAAAUUAA
Molecule: messenger RNA, 2231 nt
Organism: Boleophthalmus pectinirostris (great blue-spotted mudskipper)
Lineage: Eukaryota; Metazoa; Chordata; Actinopteri; Gobiiformes; Gobiidae
Product: LIM and senescent cell antigen-like-containing domain protein 1
Exons: 11
Coding region: 218-1534 (438 amino acids)
Biological process (GO): cell-cell adhesion; cell-cell junction organization; positive regulation of integrin-mediated signaling pathway
Cellular component (GO): focal adhesion; cytoplasm; cell-cell junction
Source: RefSeq, a predicted model, not a curated record